UCAAAUAGCGGAACUAUGACGCUGAAAAUGCACUUGUCCUCGCUCUUCGACAAUCCCAAUUGUCUGCUGAGUCGCAGGAAUCGGUAUCAAUUCCUGGUAACCUUGCUUGUGAACAUCGCCCCCUUUUGCCAUGGCCUGGGCGUUGGAUGGAUGUCACCGGUGAUGAGGGAUCUACCCACCAGCCAAUCGCCCCUCGACUUUCCCGUUCUGGUGGAGGACGUCUCAUGGAUAGGAUCACUCGUGGGUAUCGGAAGUAUGUUGGGCAAUAUUCUGGCCGGCACCCUGAUGAAUCGCAUUGGACGCAAGCUGGUCAUGUUCGGUAUUGCAUUUCCCUAUAUGAUGUUUUGGUGCAUGAUUUACUUUGUGCAGAGCGUGGAGUUCCUCUAUGUGGGUCGCCUGUUGGCCGGAAUGACAGGAGGCGCCUCCUAUGUCGUCCUUCCGACGUUUCUCAGCGAAAUUGCUGACGACAAGAUUCGAGGACGUCUUGGCUCCAUGAUUCUGCUGACCGUAAACACUGGCGUCCUGACGGGCUACAUAGUCUCCUCAAACUUUAACUACUUCUCAACACCCCCGUUUAUUAUAAUCCUUCCAUUGUGCUACUUUAUUGGCAACUUCCUGUUUCCGGAGACGCCGCAUCAUCUGGUUCGCAGGGGAAAGUUCGCAGAAGCCGAAAAGUCCUUUAGGUUUUACAAAAAUAUCAAGAGAGAUGACAUCAAGGCGGAAAGUGAAUUUGAGGACUUAAAGAUACGAAUAAUCAAGGCGGAGAAAGAUAAGGCUAUUUCCUUUAAUUACAGGGAUUUCGUUACCAAGAACGCUUUCAGGGCCUAUACCUCUGCGAUAGUCCUGCUGAUCGCCAAUCAGUUUAGUGCCAGCUUCUGUGUGUCCUCCUAUCUGUCGACCAUCUUUGCAGCCUCCCACACCACCCUGAAUCUGACCCUGUGCACCAUUGUCAUUGGAUCCGUCCAGAUAGUGGGCACCUAUGUGACCACCUUGUUGUGCGACAAGUACGGUCGCAGGAUCCUCAUGUUGGUCUCGUCCUUGGGCUCUUCCGUUUGCCUGGCUGCCUUCGGCGGCUUCACGUACUUCGCCCAGGAUUACGAUCUAUCUGCUGUGGGCUGGCUGCCUCUGGUGAUAUUGUCCUGCUACGUAUGCCUCGUCAACAUUGGCCUGGUGGGCUGUGUCUUCGUCCUGCUCCUGGAGCUGUUUCCAGCCAAGAUCCGCUCAGUUUGUGUCUCCACUUUUACAGUAAUGCUCAGUGGCACCGUUUUUUUGGCCCUGAAAAUCUUUCCCAUUUGCGUAGCUGAGUGGGGCAUCUCGGUGACCAUGAGUUGCUGCAGUUUCAGUACGAUUCUCUGUUUCUUCUACUUUUAUUUCUUCCUAGAAGAAACCAAAGGCAAAUCGCUAUUAGAGGGUUAAUUUGACUACUCAAAAGAGAGGGAGAUACAUCACAUGGAGCUUCAAAACUGUCUGCCAAGUUGCGGAGAUCAACCAUAAGCCGAAUGACUUGGCAAGUCAUCUUAAAAAAGAAAA
Molecule: messenger RNA, 1530 nt
Organism: Drosophila takahashii
Lineage: Eukaryota; Metazoa; Arthropoda; Insecta; Diptera; Drosophilidae
Product: facilitated trehalose transporter Tret1-like
Biological process (GO): carbohydrate transport; transmembrane transport
Cellular component (GO): membrane
Molecular function (GO): sugar transmembrane transporter activity
Source: RefSeq, a predicted model, not a curated record